This is a messenger RNA of Symbiodinium necroappetens, 2000 nucleotides long. Lineage: Eukaryota; Dinophyceae; Suessiales; Symbiodiniaceae. The record is from the annotation of a GenBank genome assembly.
GAGAGCGAACCCGCUCCCUCGCCGCAGCCUUUGUCUUCCUCGUGCUCUACCCCUUGCAGGGCUUCGGGCCCGGGUUGUCUGCCUCUAGCAGCUCCCCCUCUUCGGCUGAUCUCAGUGCGAGCUUCCCUCCUGUGUCCCUCGCUGCUAUCAGCCUAGGCCGUGGCAUCGCUGACCCUACGGGUUUUCGUGUGCAACGAGCGUGGACUGCCGGACUUUGGGCCGGCGCGGUUCUGCAAGGCCGUGCCCGCACUGUUGCCCGCACUCCGCCCCUUGACUUGCGGAAUCGCCUCUACAUCAUUCUGCGUGCUCCGGGCCUUGACGGCCCCCACCUCUACAACAAUUUCGUCCGGAUCUACUGUGCCGGUGCUGGGGAUGGGUCGGUGGAGCUUCUCGAGCUCACUUGGCCGCCGGUGGCCCCAACCGACGACGAAGAAACUUUGAGGGCCUCGUGCCUAUGUUAUGCAGUCAUGCGGCGACCAGGAGGCUUCUUGCUUUGCCUCCCCACCGGCUUCAUCCCUGCCGACACCUUGCGGGCAGGGGAAGAUGCCAAUGCAAGCGAUCUGGUGGGCCUGUCAUCGGGGCUGUCUGUGCCCCCUAUCAGCCUCACCGAGGAUGGCGAGUGGGUGAGGCCUACCGACACUACCCCGGUCCCGGCUUUGAUUGUGGACUUCGCAGAUGCAGGCGCCGAGUGCCUUUCUCAGGCGGACACGCUCCUUACCGAUGCUGCCCCUUUCUCCUUGGACCGCCCCGGGAUUUUCCCUUUGGCAUCCGAUGUCUUGAGGCAGGCUCGGCUCUGGGCCGCCACAGGUGCUCACACAGAUCGUUCUGGCUAUCAAACCGCGGCGUCAGAACUUGCAGGCACCAGGCAGGCAAAGGCAAACCCGAAGCCGAAGCGACCUACAGUUGCACAGCUCGCCUCCCAACAAGAGGCCCUCUCCAAGGCCGUGGCCGGAAUCGCCGAGCAGCUGUCUUCUCUUCAGGUGUUGGGGGGGCCUGCCCCCACUCAGGCCCAGGAGGUGCCGGCCCCCGCAGCUGGCUCCCGCAGCCUACUUGCGGCUCCUGUCUCGAGCCACCUUGUGCAGCCACCGGUCGACCCGAGAGCGACCCUACCAGAGUUGCUGGGACCCCCGCCAAGGCUUCGGGCCCAUCGUCUGCAUCCAGCCGAGGAGGAGCCUACUGGUAUAGCCGAAGGUCUAGGCGACUUCCCUGUCCCGGCAGCGGCCUCCAGCUCCUCCCUUGCCGAAGCCAUGCUUUUGCAGUCCAAGGCCCUGAGUGCUUUGGUCUCCCAACUGGCGCAGGCCCAGGACCCGCUUGCCGUCGACCUCACUUCCACCACGGCCGGCCUCUCGACAAAGGGCACCUCAGCCAGGCAAAAGUUGCAAGCAGAGCUCUUCCUUCGAGACGGCUCGUUCGCAAAGCGCCUCAGACAGUCGGCUCUCCGACGGAUCUCCCCCACCAUGGCAGAGGGGACCGAGCCGGACCUUAUGACUCGUUACUUCGAGAGGUUCGGAGGAUAUGGAAGCCAAAAGCUUCUCGGUUUGAUCCAGUACCAGCUGGCCCAGGUGAGCGACCUUUUGGCCCAGGGCUCCACUGCGGGAGCCUCCGACCUUGUGGCCCAGCUCAUCAUUAUGGUCGACCAAGUAAACGCCGAUGGUGGCAAGCACGACCUGGCAUUUCUCUUCAGCCUGCAGCCGGAUCCACCAGCAGCGGUGUUCGUGAAUCACCCGUCGCUGCCGACGGCUGCCCUGCGGCCCUUCUCUCCUCUAGCCGAUGCCCGACUAGUCGCCUCUACCCUUGCGUACGUCAAGGAGAUCGAGACUCUGUCGAGCCGACGCCUCGAGUACGGGGGCCCACCAAAGAAACGCGGGGGCCCGCCUUCUCCCCCGAAGCUGCCUACGACCCCGCCCGGCGGUGCCGACCCAAGCGUAGAGCCCGCCCUGACGAAGAAGCAGUUGCGAGCAAAGGCUUGGGCAACACGGCGGGCUUCCGAGGGAAGCUGA